Molecule: messenger RNA, 2919 nt
Organism: Tachyglossus aculeatus (Australian echidna)
Lineage: Eukaryota; Metazoa; Chordata; Mammalia; Monotremata; Tachyglossidae
Product: ethanolaminephosphotransferase 1-like
Exons: 10
Coding region: 40-1200 (386 amino acids)
Biological process (GO): phosphatidylethanolamine biosynthetic process
Cellular component (GO): endoplasmic reticulum membrane; Golgi apparatus
Molecular function (GO): ethanolaminephosphotransferase activity
Source: RefSeq, a predicted model, not a curated record
CCCUAGCUCCUCUGCUCCGCCCCCGGGGGAAGCCACAACAUGUUGCGUUGGCCCUAUGUCACGGCCCAGCAGCUGAAGGGCUUCGACAGAUACAAGUACAGUGCGGUUGAUACAAACCCUUUAUCAGUGUAUGUUAUGCAACACCUUUGGAACAGAAUUGUUAAGAUAGUGCCAUUGUGGAUUGCUCCUAAUCUGCUUACCUUUUCUGGAUUCUUGUUGAUUUUGAUUAAUUAUUUGAUAUUAUGCCAUUAUGACUGGGAUUAUUCUGCAUCAGGUUCUGGACGUAUUCCAAAUUGGGUGUGGUGGUUUGCUGCUCUGUCUACCUUUUGUGCUUACACUUUAGAUUCUAUAGAUGGGAAACAUGCUCGGAGGACUCAGUCCUGUACCCCUUUAGGAGAGCUAUUUGAUCAUGGGCUGGAUAGCUGGGCUACCUCCCUUUUCAUUCUCUCUUGGUUCUCUGCAUGUGCAAGUCCAGAAGGGACUCCCGGAGUUUCUGUGCACACGAUGUAUUUGUCGCUGAUCAUUGUCUUGUUUAACUUCAUGUUUUCCCACUGGGAAAAAUAUAACACUGGAGUUCUCUUUCUCCCUUGGGGAUACGAUCUAAGUCAAGUGGCGCUGGUAGCAGCAUAUGUGCUGACUGCUUCAGUUGGUGUUGAAAUAUGGUAUAGGCCUUUGGUGUUCGGUUAUUACAUCACAGCUGUACUAAUGACCUUGAUUAUAGGCUGCAGCAUAUUUCUUUCUCUCCCCCAGACAUUGCACAAUAUUCACAUGGCAUAUAUGAAGAAAACCCUGAAGAAAGAUUCUUUAUAUGAAUCACUUUUACCCCUGGUGUCACCCGCUAUCCUGUUUCUCCUCCUCACUGCCUGGGUGGCUUUAUCUCCAUGUGACAUACUAAUCAAACAACCCAGACUAUUUUUGUGGAUGGUUGGUGUUGCCUUCUCCAACGUUACCUGCAGGGUGAUUAUUUGCCAGAUGAGUAACACCAGAUCUGAACCUUUCCACUGGCUGCUGUUCCCAUUAGCUGCUGUGGUCUUUGCAGCAAUAACAGGGCUUCUCGGAAGGCUAGAGGAAUCAAUACUGACUGUGCUGACUGUUCUGGCCACGGCUGCUCACGUGCACUAUGGACUGUGUGUGGGUCGUCAGUUGAGUCAACACUUCAACAUUUACACCUUUUCUAUGAAGAAACCGGCCCAGGAAUAAGCACUUUUCCACACAGAAAGAAUCCAGUUCUUCUGUGGCCUUCUGAAACGAGAGUUUCGUCAGGAAGGGAGACCUACUGGACCCAGAUGAGCAAAGCAUCGUCACCCACUUAAUGAACAUAACGGACUAGAUAUCAACCUGGUAUGCUUCUUUGUGUUUAAAGUCCAGCAUUCCCCGGCUCCCACCUUGAAGAAAUCUCGCAGGCACGGGUGGCAGUGUGGUCGGGAAAGGCCCAGUGACAACUCGCCUGGCUAGGUAAUAAGGAAAAUGGCUUGAAGAAGUAGGCCAGUGCUUUGGGGAUCUAGACACCCGACCCCACACCCACCCAAUCUCAUAAGGCACACACACCAAGAGGAAAAACUAGUCCGUCACCGAAGAGAACCAUAGCAAUGAAGGCCUUUAUUGGGAUCAGGAAAGUGCUUGUCUGCUUAGCUGUACUUCUGGAUCUCCAAAAUCUUAAAAUAAGCUCACCCCAAAGCAUUUACAGAUUGUCAACAAGUGACCAAAUAUAUAGCAUAUGAGUUAACACCUUUGCAAGCCUAACAGCUAGUACAUUUGUCACUUUGUACAGUGAAACACAGCCUCCAUGGGACAUGCCUUGAGAGAGAGAGAGAUAGAGUGGGUGGGUGAAAGAGAAACCACAGUGAAACAGAGAGAGGGGCCCAGUAGACCUUGGUAAAUUAUGACGCUCUUUCUAGUCCUUAGGAGGACUAGGAGUUUACUAUUUGGCUUCUAUUGAAAACUCUGGUUGACAUAGUCCUGUGUGUUCUAAGGUAAGAAUCACAAUCUUUCCUUAGGAAGGUUGCAUAAUACAGAUGCAAAAAACCAACUGGCAUUUGUUCCUGUUUCCAACUUUUGCCAUUACAAACCAAGAUGGGAGGAAUUUACAAAUAUCUUUUGAACAGACUUUAUACAAGGGAUUUACUUAGUUGCUAGAUCUAUUGCUGUCGUAAACGUACUCACCCAGAAGCUCACAGUCUCGGUUGACUCUCUCCCAUUUGAGUUUUGUUAUGAAAGGGAGGCUUUUUUCCUAUCCUAUCCCUGGUGGAAGGAUAGCUCAGUAACACAUAGUGAAUGGAUGUUUUUUCUCCAUGAUGGUUUUGAUGGCCAGCCUAAUAUGUGAGAUCUUCCUGUUUACAUUUUGAAAAUAAUUUCUAUUUCUAGGUAGAAUGUGGUUCAGGCAUGAAUGAAAAAAACAAACAAAAAAACCCAGCAGUGGGGUCCCAGUGCUUCAGAUGAGUUUCAAAGCCAGAUCCUUUGAGUGCAGUGAAAUGCAGUCCAUUUUCCUUAACUGAGUGGCAGGUAGGUUUGGAAACAGGGAGAAUGGGACUGUCUGAGUUCAUCCCCAAAAUAUUUUGUCUUCUACUGAGCAUUCAAGGUUUCCCGCAUACUAGUUCCAGGAAAUUGAUCUAGUUGGCAAAAAAGGUAUCCUAUUAAUGAGAUGCUGAGCUUCUCCAUUUUGCCAGUGGCUCCUUACUAAACAUGGAGAUGGAAAAUUUAAAUCUCAUUCACUGCUAUUGAAUUUUUCCCAGUCAUUCUUUGCAAGUGCUGUUUUAAGCUGUCAGUAACUAGUUUGUUUUGGCCAACUAGAUGAAAAAACUUUUCCUAAGUACCCUGUAGGUGCAUCUUCCCUAUGAACUGGAAUGGAACUGUAAUAAUAGUAAUAAUAAUUGUAUUUUUAAAAAGCUUAGCUUCUUGUGUGCAGGCAACAUCUUUUCC